This is a messenger RNA of Oikopleura dioica, 480 nucleotides long. The record is from the annotation of a GenBank genome assembly. NCBI's taxonomy places the organism in Eukaryota, Metazoa, Chordata, Appendicularia, Copelata, Oikopleuridae.
AUGAGCAAUUCUGUUGCUAAGGCAUAUGGAAUCCCUUACGCCAUCAGAAAACUACGAUCUGAGAAAAAGGAGUUGCAGCUUACGGUUGUGUCUUUAUCAAAACGAAUCGAUCAUUUGAAUUAUCGUCUACGAAGAGUCAACAGGAUCAGGCGUCGACUGGCUGCUAGACUAGGGGAAGAAACGGAGAACCUUAUCUCGAUGGAGGCUCGAAAUCGCACGCUACGAUCACUGUUGGAAGCAAAAAAAACUGCUACUCCUCCGCGCCCAGCUUCCCCCAUUAACCUCGAUAGUUCUGACACGGAUUCUUCUUCGCUGCCUUCGCCAAUCCGCUAUUCUCCAGAUCGUGCUGAAUCCAGCUCUUCCGAGGACGAUUACAACCGUCCAAGAUUCGUACACCCUCAGAUUUCGAGCUCUUCCUCAGAUGAAGAAACCGAUGAAGAAACAGGCCACGAUGAAUUCGACUUCAAGACCGAGCAGUAG